AUGACCGUUACGAAAAAUUCACUGUCAUCAAACCGGGCCUUUGUGCUACACCCUGGGGGAACUUUCACGUUUGAGCAACGUGAGAUACCUGCCCUUGAAUCCGACCGAGAUGUCUUAGUUCGAAUUGUUGCAACCGGACUGUGUGGCUCCGAUGUACACUACUGGCAGCAUGGUCGCAUUGGUCGAUACGUCGUUGAAGCACCGAUCGUUCUAGGCCACGAGUCAUCCGGUGUGAUUGUGAAAUGCGGAAAGAAUGUCACAGGCCUGCGAGUAGGCGACCGAGUCAUGCUCGAGCCAGGAUUUGCCUGCAAUAUCUGCCACUAUUGCCGAGGCGGACGUUACAACCUCUGUGAAGCUAUGCGCUUUGCCGCAACACCCCCUUACGACGGAACCCUCGCCAAAUACUACCGUGCCCCCUCCGAAUCCUGUUACAAGCUCCCACAACACAUCUCGCACCGAGACGGGUCCUUGAUCGAGCCUCUCAGCGUUGCGGUGCACAGCUGUCGACUCGCUGGAUCCAUGCAGGAGAAAUCGGUCGCGAUAUUCGGAGCGGGCCCGGUCGGAUUGCUCUGUUGUGCUGUUGCCCACGCAUUUGGUGCGUCGACAGUCGUUGCUAUUGAUAUCGUUGCGAGUCGUCUGGCUACUGCUUCAAAGUAUGGUGCUACGCACACAUACCAAAUGAGCACCGAGUCAUCGGAUAGGAACGCACAGGAUCUGGUAGCAUCCAUUGGGCUGGAAUAUGGAGUUGAUGUUGUUCUUGACGCAACUGGCGCAGAACCCUGUCUGGCUUGUGGCAUUCAUGCCCUCACUCGCGGUGGUACGUUCGUUCAGGUUGGACUGGGAAACCCAACUCCUACUGUCCCAGUUGGGCAAAUUUGCGACAAGGAGGUUGUAUUCAAGGGAAGCUUUCGUUAUGGACCGGGUGACUUUCAACUAGCCAUUGAUCUGCUGAAUUCUUGCCGUGUGAACGUCGACGGCCUAGUAACUCACGAAUUCUCUUUCGAUCGAGCAGAGGAUGCGUUUAAGAAUGUCGUCAGUCGGGUUGGGAUCAAAAGCGUUAUAUAUGGGCCGGAUGUCGACGAAUAUGAAGCGAAAAAGCGCUCCGAUUAG
Messenger RNA from Penicillium argentinense, 1110 nucleotides. Its product is annotated as NAD(P)-dependent alcohol dehydrogenase. The record is from RefSeq and is a predicted model, not a curated record. Gene Ontology annotation, biological process: D-sorbitol catabolic process. Bases 1 to 1110 code for a protein of 369 amino acids. The transcript is spliced from 3 exons. NCBI's taxonomy places the organism in Eukaryota, Fungi, Ascomycota, Eurotiomycetes, Eurotiales, Aspergillaceae. Gene Ontology annotation, molecular function: zinc ion binding; L-iditol 2-dehydrogenase (NAD+) activity.